AUGUUGAAAAAUAUGAACAAAGGAAUAGCUAUUGAUGGCGAAAAUAUUUGUAUAUUGUUAUAUGCCGAUGACAUUGUAUUGAUUGCUAAAAAUGAAAAUGAUUUACAAGAUUUAUUAUCAAUGUUAAACAAAUGGUGUGAAGGAAACGGAAUGGGUAUCAAUGUUAGUAAAAGUAAAGUUGUACACUUUAGACCAAAUUCAAUUCCUAAGUCAUGUUUCGUUUUUAACUGUGGAAACUGUAAAAUUGAAUAUGCUUCUAGAUAUAUGUACCUUGGUUUAGCUUUAACCGAGCACCUAGAUUAUAACAUAACAGCUAAAAUAGUUGCUCAAUGUGCUGGACGUGCCCUUGGGCUCCUCAUUGCUAAGUACAAAUCAUUUGGUGGACUACCUUAUGAUGUUUAUAUAAAGUUGUACUAUUCUUGUGUGGUACCAGUCAUCACGUAUGCUUCAGCAGUAUGGGGUACUAAAUCUUUUUCUUGUGUCAAUGCCGUUCAUCACAGAGCAAUGAGGUUCUUUCUUGGUACUGGUAAAUACACACCUAUUGUUGCAGUCCAAGGUGACAUGGGUUGGAAACCAAUUAUUAUUGACCAGUGGAAAUCUUGCCCGUUAUAUAAUCAAAUACGUGAUGUCAUUUAUGAAAAAGCUCAAUCUGUAGACAAUAGUUUUUAUGAUAUGUCUGAUAAUGAUAAAUUUGUAUUCAUGUUCUCUCACCCAGACAUG
Molecule: messenger RNA, 720 nt
Organism: Ruditapes philippinarum (Manila clam)
Lineage: Eukaryota; Metazoa; Mollusca; Bivalvia; Venerida; Veneridae
Exons: 2
Source: RefSeq, a predicted model, not a curated record